CUUUGGGGAAUUCGUGCACCAAGAUCCAGAUCUGCAUGUAAAAUCUAUACGAAGUCUCUGCCACUACAGUACCAGUGAAGGAGUUUUCAUUCAGACUUUCCGGAGAAGAAGAGGUGCUCGGAGCCAGAUGGGGCGUUCGUUCUGCUCUGCUCAGCAUGGACAAGAUCUCUCCUCAAGGAUUUUCUGACGUGCCCUGAGGUCUAUGUAACUACAAGGUAUCUUCUUUAUCACCAUAAGUGCCAUCCGGACCCCAAAACACUCAGAGCUCAAGAUUCGAGGCAACAUGGAUGCCGCAAUGACAGAUGAACUACAACAGGUUCUGCCUAUUCAACAGCUGCGCUCUACUCAUGCUAGCAAUGAUUAUGUGGAGCGGCCUCCUGCCCCCUGUAAGCAGGCCCUCUCCAGCCCUUCCUUUAUCGUGCAAACCCACAAAUCUGAUUGGUCCCUGGCUGCCAUGCCUACUGCUCUUCCCCGCAGCCUCAGCCAGUGCCAUCAGUUACAGCCCUUGCCUCAGCAUCUGAGCCAAUCUAGCAUUGCCAGCUCAAUGUCCCAUAGCACCACUGCCUCUGACCAAAGGCUCUUGGCCAGCAUGACACCUUCACCUUCUGGCCAGUCCAUCAUCCGAACCCAGCCCGGAGCAGGCCCCCCGCCAAAGGUUGAUGGUGCUCUGAAAAGAGAAGCUGAGCAAGCUGCCCUGCGCCCCAGCGAGCACCUCUUCAUCUGCGAGGAGUGUGGGCGCUGCAAGUGUGCCCCCUGCAUGGCGGCUCGCCCUCUCCCCUCCUGCUGGCUUUGCAACCAGCGUUGCCUUUGCUCUGCCGAGAGCCUUCUCGAUUAUGGCACCUGCCUCUGCUGUGUCAAGGGCCUCUUCUACCACUGCUCCACCGAUGACGAAGACAACUGCGCCGACGAGCCCUGCUCCUGCGGGCCCAGCUCCUGCCUAGUCCGCUGGGCAGCCAUGAGCCUCCUCUCCCUCGUUCUGCCCUGCCUGUGCUGCUACCUGCCGACCCAUGGAUGCCUCCAGCUGUGCCAGUGGGGCUACGAUAGCCUCAGGCGACCAGGCUGCCGCUGUACGAGGCACACCAACACCGUGUGCAGAAAAAUCUCUUCUGCUGGUAGUGCGCCCUUCCCCAAGGCCCAGGAAAAGUCUGUAUGACCUUCCUACAAGCUGGGUCCCGAGCGUCUCCUUUAGCCCCCAUCAGUAAAGGAUAGGCCUCACUUUCGAAGAGGGGGAGGAGUCAUCAACUAGCCAAAGUUAGGGCCUCACCUCUUUUGUUCCUGUCAGGGGAAGGACCUUGUUCUUUCUUGCAGUAUCUUAUCCCACUCCUCUCCAACCUUUGUACACCCUGCCAGCUCAGCCCUUAUGACUGUCAUGGCGAAUUCAGGAGAUCUAUAGGCAUGAGGUUUGGACACUGAGGACCCACAGAGCCAGCACCGUAGAGGUUAGGGGCUCCCCAAUGUGAUGCCUCUCGGUGCAGGCUCUGAGCACCACUCUGCUUUCCACAGUGCCUUUGUGGAACAGCGCUCAAUCUCCCAGGGAAUCGGACUCCACCUCCCUCUUUACUGCCCUCCUCUUACCCUCCCUCGCCUUCUCCCUUCCUCUUUUCCUUUCAUUGUCCUGUUCCGUAUUCCUCCCUCUCUUCAUCCCCGCCCUCUUUACACUUAGUCCUCCUCCUUUCUCUCCCUCCUUUCCCUCUCUCUCACACUUUUACUCUGCCUCGAUUACUAUUUAUUUGACCUAUUUCUAUUUCUUUCAGCCUGUUCUUCUUGCUCUCUAUAUUUCCAAAAGUGCUGUUUGGCCAUAGGUGUUUCUGUUGACUCCAAACUUUGCUAUGCUAGACUCUUUACUCAUUGUUCUGUAGGGGAAUGGAUUACUAUAAUGAACUGAUCACUAGCAAUAGUCUAGACCCUAAGGUGUGUGUGCUUCACAACCACACUUACCUGUUUGUGAUCAUAUGAGGCACAGCUAGCUUACAUUUCCAGGUUAAAUUAGUUGAAGUUUUACUCUCGUUCCCAGUAGCGGCUUGUAGUGCUGACAGUAGGAUAGUAAAUCAGGAUGCUCAUAACCCCGUAUGUCUGACCCAAGUGCCAAAGGCAGACGUGCUUUAUAGCUAAAUGAACAAGGCAAAGGAUACUGAGAGCUCUGUUCUCUCUUAAAAGCUAAAUUCCCUGAGACUGCAUGGCUCAGGCCUUAAUAAUGGACAUAAAAAGUCAUAAAACUUUAGAGCUGGAAGGAAUCUUCACUAUUAAUCUAGUGUAAUGCCCUUUUUACAGACGGGCAAACUGAGGUCUGGAGAGAGGAAAGUGACUCGUAGGCUUGGGAGUGGAGGACAGGUAUUUUGACCCUUAGUUCAGUGCUCUCUCCCUUGCACCACAUUGAGUCACAGGGCUUUUCCCCUGGGACUCUAGGAGCAAGGACAAAAAGCCAAUCCUAUGCCUCACUAUUAAUCUAGUGUAAUGCCCUUUUUACAGACGGGCAAACUGAGGUCUGGAGAGAGGAAAGUGACUCGUAGGCUUGGGAGUGGAGUGGAG
Molecule: messenger RNA, 2529 nt
Organism: Echinops telfairi (small Madagascar hedgehog)
Lineage: Eukaryota; Metazoa; Chordata; Mammalia; Afrosoricida; Tenrecidae
Gene: SPRY3
Product: sprouty RTK signaling antagonist 3
Exons: 3
Coding region: 284-1153 (289 amino acids)
Biological process (GO): multicellular organism development; negative regulation of MAP kinase activity; negative regulation of Ras protein signal transduction
Cellular component (GO): membrane; cytosol
Source: RefSeq, a predicted model, not a curated record